Cannabis sativa is the source of this 1309-nucleotide messenger RNA. RefSeq names its product F-box protein SKIP23. The transcript has a single exon. Gene Ontology annotation, molecular function: protein binding. The record is from RefSeq and is a predicted model, not a curated record. The coding region runs from base 1 to 1182 and encodes 393 amino acids. Lineage: Eukaryota; Viridiplantae; Streptophyta; Magnoliopsida; Rosales; Cannabaceae.
AUGGCCGUGGACUGGACUCAACUUCCUCCAGAACUUGUAGAAUCGAUCUCCAAUAACCUCACAACCUAUGCCGAUUACCUCCGAUUCCGAGUUGUCUGCCGGAGCUGGCGAUCCUCCGUCCCCAGUACCCCAAACAACCUACCUCCACAACUUCCAUGGCUGAUGCUACCCAAAUCCCGCCACCGCCGACCCCACUCCGCCGCCUUCUUCAACCUCUCAAGCAACAAAGUAUAUCUCAUCAACCUUCCUGAAGCUUUAUCUCACGGCAAGCGUUGUUGCGGCUCUUCUCAUGGCUGGCUCGUAAUCCUCGACGAAACCCCCUCACUUCUCCUCCUCAACCCUCUGACCAGAUCCAAAUUCCACCUCCCUCCAAUCUCCACCUUCCCCAACGUCCUCCGUUUCUCUUACUCGGAAAUUGGCCGAGAAUACGCCCUCCGAUCCCCCUCCGGCGAGUCAUACACCCAAAAUCUGAGACAAAUCCGUGACUCUUUCGUCAAGAAAGUGGUCCUCUCAUCCAGCCCAAAAGAAUCCAACGGUUUCGUCGCUUUAGCCAUACUUCACGAAACAGGGGAUUUGGCAUUCUGUAAAUCCGGUGACCAAACAUGGACUUUCAUCGAAGGUGCAUCUUCUUACAGUGAGGAUGUCAUACACUAUAACUCCUCCUUUUACGCUGUGAACAAAUACGGCGUCGUUGCGGUAUGCGAUGUCGGUGGGUCAACAUCACCCAGCGUUUCGAUCAUCAUCGAAACGCCGACACAAGUGGGUGCCGAUAUGCAGUAUUUGGUGAGUUCAAAGGAUGAUUUGGUUUUGGUUUCUCGGUACUUGGAGAUUGAUUACGAUAAUUCUGAGGAGCUUUAUCGAACGGUUGGAUUCAACGUUUUCAGAUUGGAUUGGAGUGAUGAAGAUGAACCCAAGUGGGAUAAAGUUAACGACUUGGGAGAUCAAAUGUUGUUUAUUGGGAAAAAUUCGUCUUUGUCUUUAUCGGCUUCUGAUUUCCCAGGAUGUGUUGGAAAUUGCAUAUAUUUUACUGACGAUUACUCUGAGCUCAACUACGAGAGUGUAUUUGGGGAAUUUGAUUCUGGCAUUUUUUGUUUAUCUGAUGGAACCAUUGAAAGGAAAUGGAACUCCCAUUGUACUGAUUAUUGGCCUACUCCUAUUUGGGUCUCACCAAACCCUUUUUAAGCUCCAAAAUUUUAUUAUAAUUGUGUUGUGUUGUGUACAAUAAAAGACUUGUGGUGUUGUAUAACAAAUUUUGUAUUUGCAUGUAAUAAUCUUAAUUCUCUCAAUGAAUAUCUUCUUUUUGCUUUAA